Molecule: messenger RNA, 2154 nt
Organism: Eptesicus fuscus (big brown bat)
Lineage: Eukaryota; Metazoa; Chordata; Mammalia; Chiroptera; Vespertilionidae
Gene: ZMAT1
Product: zinc finger matrin-type 1
Exons: 7
Coding region: 1-2154 (717 amino acids)
Molecular function (GO): zinc ion binding; nucleic acid binding
Source: RefSeq, a predicted model, not a curated record
AUGGCGGCGGCGGGGAGGGGGGACAGUAGUUUUAAAGUAGACACCCGCCCUUGCCUCAGAGAAGAUACAACUUUGAAUGUACAGGAAAAGGCUGAACUUUUUACAGAUAACUUUUGUAAUGUAUGCAGAGUGGUGCUACCAUUUGAGUCACAAAGGAUUUCACAUUAUGAGAGUGAAAAACAUGCUCAAAAUGUUAGGUUUUAUUUUCAUAUGUAUGGAAAACAAAAUGAAGUGCCUAGUAAAAAAAUGAAGAUGGAUGUUAGAAAUUUCCAGGUGCAUAAGACUGAAGUAGUGGACAGAAACAAAUUUUGUGAUCUCUGCAACAUGAUUUUUAGCUCUCCAGUUGUUGCUCAGUCUCACUAUGUGGGGAAAGUCCAUACUAAAAAAUUGAAGCAAUUAAUGGAGGAGCAUGAUCAGAUAUCUAGAUCAGGAUUUCAGCCAAAGAUGGCAGGUGUGCCUAUUACUUCUGCAGAAUCAACUUUUCUGAAGCCCCUUGCAGUCAAGCCUCCUUCAGGUGGGAUUAAAGACAAGACUAUGCCUUACUCUUCCAGCACUGCUUUGGAUUUGAAUAAUCCAAACAAGUAUUGCAAACUCUGCUUUGCUUCUUUUAAUAGUCUAUUAAUGGCCCAACAACAUUAUGUUGGGACAAAACACAAAAUAAAUGAAGCUAGAAAGAAGUAUGUAGAAAAGAUAAAAGAGAAACUUUUUCUAUCAAAAUCAGAUGCAAAUGCAUUUAGUAUGAGAACCUACUUUUGUCAUAUUUGUAAUAUCACCUUUACAUCAUUAGAAAUGUUCCAGUUCCAUGUGCAAGGAAGUGAUCAUCAAAUCAAAGAAUCCAUUAUUAUUAGUCUAGUGAAUAAUUCAAAGAAGACACAAGACUCUUACCAAGUUGAAAGUGCAGAUUACAUCAAAGCGCAGAAAGUUAGAGAACCAGAGCCCAAGAUUUGUUUCAGAAAGAUGGAAGAUAAUUCUUUGGAAACCCGUGGAUACAGAAAAGUGGUUGAUUCCCAAUCCAGACAUAGAGUAUAUGAACAAAGACACCCAUAUGAGACUUUCCAGACAUACUCAGAAUCAUACAAAAUUUCGCAAACAGUGAAAAACCACUUACCUCAUUACUUACCAGCUUAUUCAAAGAAGACAUAUGACUCUUUCCAAGAUGAACUGGAAUAUUACAUCAAAGUGCAAAAAGCCAGAGGAUUACACCCAAAGACUUGUUUCAGAAAGAUAAGAGGGAAUUCUAUGGAAACCCAUGGGUACAGAGAAGUUGAUUCUGGAUCCAGACAAAGAAUCAAUGAGCAAAGAUUUUCAGUUCAGACUUCCCAUACCUUCCAACAACCAUACAAUAUUUCACCAGUGGAAAGCCAGUCACAUCACUGGUUACCACCAACUUAUUUAAAGAGGACAUACGAUUCUUUCCAGAAUGAACUUGAAGAUUACAUCGAAGUACAGAAAGCCAGAGGACUACAUCCGAAGACUUGUUUCAGAAAGAUAAGUGAUAGUUCUACAGAAACCAAUAAGUACAGAGAAAUGUUUGAUUCCAAAUCCAGACAUAGAAUGUCUGAGCCAAGACUCCCAUUUGAGACUUUCCAGAUCUACCCAGAAUCACACAAUAUUUCACAAGUAGUGAAAAAUCAGUUACCUCAUUGCUUACCAGCUCAUGACAGCAAAAAGAAACUAGACUCUAUGACCUAUUGUCAGCCCACCAGAGACUAUUUCCCAGAAAAACCAGUACCCCUAAGCCUUAGUCAGCAAGAAAAUAACUCUGGCUUGUACAGUGUAGAAUCUGAAUUUUACAAGCACCUCUCCUUAGAAAACAACACCAGUGACCCUCAAGCAGGUCAUAAACGGAGACAUCAGAAGAGAAGGCAUCUGGAGGAAGGUGAAGAAAAGCCAGAGAAAGAGCAGUCCAAGCAUAAAAAGAAAAAGAGUGAUGGGGAUAUGGAUCUAAAUAUGGACAAGAGCAUCCGACAAAAGAAAAGAGAGGGAGAUAAAGUUAGUGUCAGUUCAGGCAAGCUUAAACACCGAAAAAAUAAAAAAAGUAAUGGUAUACCCUCUACAAAAGAAGAACGUAAGCACAGGAAAGAGAAAAAGAAAUCUGUUGAAGAAAAGACAGAAGAGGAAAUGCUUUGGGAUGAGUCUAUUCUUGGAUUUUGA